CUUCUUCUACGAUCACGGCAGGGCAGAGCCAGACAGAUGAUAAACAAGUAUCAAGACAGUUUAUUUUGGACAGACAAAAAGAGAUUAUUCGUCAACUCAGGAUCAGUAACAUCUCUGCAGUCCCUAUGCUGCACAAGGCAUGGCCGAGAGACAGGACAACGAGGUGGAGGAGGCUGACCAGAUCUACCUGCUGAUGAAAGAGGAGUAUCGGAUAUCUAGGAAUGUGCGUCUUGCAUGGUUCCUUGGUAAACUAAACCAAGUCAUCUGGCCAGCCUCAAAGCCGGAACUCCUGAGCUCAGAGAACGAAUUGGACUUGCUCAGCAUCUUACCCAAAGGAUGGCAGUCGGAGUUCUCCCCCUCGAUGUACCCCUACAUGUUGAUGCCAUCCACUCGGGCCACCUUCCUGGCCCGGAGGUACCGCUUCAUCAUCGAGCUGGACCUCAGCCCCUCGACAGGGAUUGUGGAUGACAGCACAGGAGAGAUGAUAUUCGAUGAGGUGUUUCAUGCCUUGUCCCGAUGUUUGACUGGUCUCAGUCAGCCGUUUAAAGUCCCGGGAACGGAUGAAGUUUUCAAGCCCAAGAUCUUCAUCACCAUCUUGGUGUAUUCAUCAAUUAUCGGACUUACAUCCCAUCAGGUUUUAGUUCAGGGCUGUCAGCUUGAUAGGACGGACCUUGAUGAGUUCCUGCAUCAAAUCUAUCAGCAGCUCAGAGCAGUGGAGAGCAACAUCGCACAAGUCCUUCAUCAGCAGCACGAACAGCCUCUGGAGCAAGUCCAAAGUUCAGGUGUCCAUGGCAACAACCUCGAUGACCAGUCGCACAGAAAGCAGAGCAUCUCCAUCGUGUCAGCUGAUAUGGGUCUCGUCAGCAUGGUACGCCAAGGCAUCCUGGCCCUUCAGCUGCUGCCUCCAAACUCCAGUGCAGGUAUCAUUAUAAUCACAGAUGGAGUGACAAGUGUUCCCGAUGUAGCCGUGUGUGAAACCCUGCUCAACCAGCUCAGGAGUGGAACUAUCGCAUGCUCCUUUGUGCAGGUUGGCGGUGCGUACUCAUAUGACUGCAGCUUUGGCUACAUCCCCAACGUGGAGCUGAUGAAGUUCAUCUCAUUGGCCACCUUUGGUUCCUUCCUGCCUACCUGUCCUGAUGUCGACUUGAACAGCCAGGAGAUGAAUGCGUACCACAAGGCCUUCCUGACCUAUUCCUUCCUUAAAACUCCUGAGUCCAUGAACUCCGAGUACUUCUGCGUUUCACAGCACAAACUGUUCAAUGAGCAUCUGUUGUCGGCCAGUGGUAACCCCGCUCUGGUCAUGAGGAGGAAGAAACACACAGAGAAGGAAGUCCAUGCCAACUUAAUCAGCGUGGUGUCUGUGCGACUGAGAGAGGGCUACACCAUCCGAGAGGUCAGCCUCACAAAAGGUGGGACUCAGCUGGAGGUGAAGCUGGUGUUGUUAUGGAAACACAACAUGCAUAUCGAGUAUCUGGCAGCUGCCUCUUGGCCUUUGGACCCCGCCAAGAGAACCACCAGGGUGGAGGUGACUAUGGAGGGAAGCUACGACAUCCUGCAUGACAUCAGCUGCACCCAGAGGAAGCCCAUCACCAGCCCGUACCGCACUUCUGUCAUCCGGCGCUUUUGGAACACACUGCAGAGCAUCAAUCAGACCGAUCAGAUGUUGGUGCACCUCCAGUCCUUUAAUUCAGUUCCUGAGAACUACAUGAUUCCUGAGAGCACCAAAAAUGGAGUACCUCUGUUUUACAUCCCUCCUGGCUCUACUACUCCGGUCCUGUCGCUGCAGCAUGGUGGAUCCAAAGACUCCUCCCAGUCCCAGUUUGCUUCCUACUGGAAGCCCAUCCUCUCCAUGGACGCAAACUUCUGGCAGAGAUGGCUGCACAUGCAUCGCAUAACGAUCAUCCUGGAACAUGACAUGCCGGUCCCCAAACACCUGCACACAGCUGGAAGCAACGGUCGUUACAGCACCAUACAGUGCCGUAUCUCCCACUCUGCCCUGACGUCUCUUCUGAGGGACUGGAGCAGCUUUGUGCUGGUGGAGGGUUACUCGUAUGUUAAACUCAUAUACAGUUUUCCUGACCAGCCUCCUACCUCCUUCUACUUGGUCCGUCUCAUCUCAAAGACACCGUGUAUGGUGCUGCGUUUGGGUUUCCCUAUUGGUACAACGGCUCUUGUGAGAAACAAGAUUGUGGAGGAGCUGCGGGAGCAGAUCCUGAAACUCCGCUUCCCUCAUCGUGUUCAGAGCAAAGAGGCAACCCCAAAGACAAAAAGGAAGAUAGUCGGCCAUCCAUCACCAUCCAAAUCACCCUCAAUCCCCGCCCCCAAACCUGCGCUGUCAGACAGGCCGUGUGUGGUGGUGCUCAAUAAGCCUCUGGAAAAGCUCCUCAUAAGGUAUGAGAAGCUACCGUUGGACCUUCGCACUCCCUUCAUUUUCCACAUGGAGAACUUCCCCCCGCCCUCAAACAGCACCGUCCCCCUCAGCAUGGCAGCCAACCGCACAGCCUCCUCCACCCUGGCCUCCCUGUCCCGUUACUUCCUGCACCAGCGCUGGGUGUGGAACGUGCAGAGCAGCCAUGGACUGACUGUGGCCAUGCAGGCGGUCGCUCACAUCCUGUCCAUGCUCUCUGAGAUUCGCAUCUCAGAGGGCUUUCACUUUGCGGCCACUGGUGAGGGCAUUGUGAACAUGGUGAUCGAGCUUCCAAUGAAGGCUGUCUCAGGGGAGACUGACAGAGAGAGUCACUCCUGUAUCGUUCAGUACAUCCUGUUUCCACCUCACUCUACAUCCACCAAGGACAGCUUCUCCACUGAUGAUGACAACGACACUGAAGUGGAGGCUGUCGAUGUGGACACAGAGCUGAACCUCGUGACAGAGUGUUGGGUAGAACCGCAGAGUGGCACCGUGAUGAACUGCAUGGAACAGCAUCGCCACUUCAAGGGCCUCAAGUACCAGGAGAUACCUCAAGCAAUAUUCCCCAGAGAUUUUGCCUGUAUGUCCACUAUGAUGACCUUUGAGUAUUUGAGCCAACUGUGUCAGAACAAGGACCAGGUCUGCUCAAUGCCGGCUGGAUUCAAGGAUUUGAGAGGAGAAGCCUCGGACCCUGAGGACAGCAUUCACAUGGUUCCUUUCCAGUUUGACCUCAUUCAGCUGCUACCAAAGUGCCAGCAGGUGGAGCUCUUCUUCCUCACGUUCACUACAGGGGAGAACGAGGAGCAGCUGCACAGCUCCCCCUGUCUGCCUAACGAGCUCCUGCUCAGCCUCUUCCACAGCAGCCUGGAGCAUGAGCUCAGUGACAGAGAGAUCCCGUUAGCUGACAACGACCACGCCGCCUUCAUGCUCCACAUUUUAGAGCGAGAACGAGACGGCCAUGUGGCUCCUUUCUCCCUACCUGUAAUCAAAGAGGAGUGUGUGAAGCCUUCAGAAAGACAGGACACGAUGACAUCCUUCCACACCACAUGCAGUGGCAAAGAGGUGAUGGGAUCGACCAGCACUUUACAGAGUUUCAGUAAUGCUGACCUUGUGGAUGAGGAGCCCUUUCUGUUGGAGAGGAACUCCUCCUCACCGCAGUGGAGAGCCUACGCCAAGUACAUCGGCUCACAGCAAAUUCUCCUCACCUUCCUCCCUGCUUCCUUCGCAGAUGUUCUUAUGUUGAAAGCGGAGACGGAGCCUCAGGGUAAUGUUGGCACACAGGAGGACGACACCCUGACACCCAGCAACAGAUCUCAGGCUGACUCCCUUUCUGGCUCAACCAGUUGUCUGGAGAGGUCUGAGUCUGACAUUAGUUUGGCUAGUAAACUACAGAGGAGCUCCAGUAGUGGGCACUUCAACAACAGGUCCCCGUUACUCUCGCCACAGUCCGAGGGCCAGACUGGGAAUGCAGACUCGGUCAUCCUAGACCAUGACAGCUGGGACAGCAGAAUGUCUGAGACAGAGGCUGGGAACCCAGGCUCAGAUCUGGGAGAAAAAGAGGGAGUCCAGUUCUCUGAACCACAGAAGGCAGAUUUCCAAAUCGGCUUCGACAGGCAGGUUCCUCAGCCGAGCAGCAUCGACUGCAGCCAAUUAAAGUGUCCUGUCUACGUUUACAACUGCUCCCUGGAUCACCUGAAGGAGCAACUGGUGCAUCCCAACUCCAACCGCCAACCCAGGGACAUCUUCCUCAGGUCACUGUCUCAGGACCGCAGCAGUCCAUCCCCUUGGGCCGAUCUCCUGGCUCAGCCUCACAAAAACAAGGAACUAGCCAACUACUGUGGCCUGCUUCAGGAGCAUUACCACCAGAGCUACGUCAAAGGAGUUUACUGCAGCCUGCAGCAGUCACACAGCAUCAGCUCUCAGGAUGUCCUGAUGGCCAUGGACUACUGUGAAGAAUCUCUGCAGGAGAUUGACAUCACUACCUUCCUGCAGACCCUCUGUGGACACAUCAGGGUCUUCAGGGAACACGGUGAAGCUUCAGUAUGGGGAGAGAAUCCAAAACCUUCAAAGAGCCCUCCCACCUUUAUCAUUGGAGAGAUGGAGGAGGACAAACCAGAUCACAGGGCUGCUCUGGCCUCCUCGUCCAGUAUUGAAAUGGAGGAUGUCAGUGAAGCAGAAUAUAGAUGGAAGUCCUCGGCUCCUACAUCCCCACUGAUCCUGGAUGAGUCUAAGGAAGCCAAAAUCCCUGAGUUCUCCCUGUCGAUGCUUCAGACACAGCCAAAGUGUGAAGUGUACCCAGACCUGCACAAAGUAGUACAGGAUAAAUUCAUGGAGAUUGUGUCUCAGUAUUUUAAAACUGUGCCAUCCAACCCACACUACUUCUUCUACUGCCCGCCAUCAACCAAGAGAGACGAGGACUCUGAGCAUGCGGAGGGCGGGAGGAGACCAAGUGAGGAGCAGGUGUCAGAAGCUGAGCCUGCAACAGAGGAUGAGAACAUGCCAGGCUGCAUCAUGACUGAGAGCGACCCAGACUUGGUGGUGGAGUACGAGGAGCAACCAGACACCAGAACCCAAGGAGAGUGUGAAGAGCAGUCCCUGUCUGACUCCAACACGGUUAACCAGGACCAGGACUCCUUCAGCAUCUUAGAUGGAGACUCCCUGCUGGAGGCUGAGGGGCCCCAGAUGGACAUGCCUCCACUCUUUGUACAUGUAACCUGUUCUGUCAACAUGAAAAGCUGCCAUGGCUCCAUGCCCAUGCAAACUCUGCCUACCUGCCUUGGUGAGAUUAUUUCCUGCCUGGAGAAUGCAGAGUCCUUGAAGUCUGUGGAUUUGAAUGAGCUCUCAGUAACAUUAGAUAUUUUUGUCCUGACACUACCUCUGGAGAUUGAAGUCAUGGCUGAAUUCCAUCACAACAGAUACACGUCAGAGAGCAGUGUGUCCCUGAAUCGGUCACCAGGGCAGCCCUCCUCAUAUCGCUCUGAUGAGGAGCUCAUGGCAGCGCUGGACAACCUGAGGGGAGCUGGUGUUGACGGGGUCUCCAGUGAUCCCUUAUCCAAACUCCCAAUUCCUCACAAGUUAGCGAUUCUCGCCACAAUGGAUGAGAUCCGCUGGCUUCUUGAGGACGAGAUCGUCUCUGCUCUGCGUCAUUCUCGAAUCAUCAGUUCAACCACGCUGCAGAAAGUAGCAGAGCAUGUCAUGCGGUCCAGCGGGCGACCACAUUGUCACUGUGAGGACGUUCCACUGCAGUUUGUCUUUGGGCCAGAGCUGUCGCUGGAAAAAUUCAAAGAGGAGUUCCGCAGAAUGUCCUUCACUGGCUACGUGCUGAACGGAGAGCAGGACAGCUUUUACUACAUGUCUUUGAGCAGACUGCACCCACAGAGGAUUAACGCCACUAAGAAGCUGUCUGAGCGCACUGCUGACCCGCUACAACAACACACCAAUCCCUGCAGCGCGGGAGCAGAGGUGGAGGGGGUCUUACUGGAGAGUGAAGCUGAGAAUGAGGCAGCAGAGGCUGAUAGUGAGAGUGAAGAGAAGAAGUCCAUCAGCACCACUACGGACACUCCGAGUGAUACAACUGCAGAAACCAGUGAGCCAGUCAGAGCCCAGAAGCCUGAGGCAUAUGACAACGUUUCACAGAGCUCCCUUGGCAUGGUAGGGGACAGAGGUCAGCCCAGUACCCUCCAGCUCCAGACUGAGCCCAGAACAGAGCCAACUUCACCCCCCAAAACCCCAUCCAGUGUCAGCCUGGCUGAGUCUGUGCAGUCUGCCUCCCAAAGCUGUGGCAAACUCAGGCCAAGUCGAGUCCAGAGUGUCGUCUCCAGCCAGGGUAGUCUGGACUCAGACAUGCAAGGAUACGAUGGUGGCAGCAGUGAUUCUGAAUGUGAGAGCCCCACCCUGGAUGAACAUGAGUGUAAGUCUCCACUGAUGCCUGACUUCUGGCUCAUCGUUAACAUUCACCAGGACAGAGUGAAGGUCUACUCCCACUCCAGGUGCUUCACGGAAGGAAAAGACGACAUGGCAAAGGAGAUGGAAAAUAAAGAAGACGAUAUGGAGCUACCUGAAUAUUUACAGCUGCAUCAAAUGGUGGUCAGGAAGAUCGGUGAAAUCUGCAGAGUAGUCAAUCAGCGAAUGCUGCUGCAAGACCUUCAUGACAGUCAUGUGUGUAACUCUCUACUGGUGGCUGAGAGUGAAGAGGACAUCUGGAAGACGGAGUCUAUCUACAGGCAGAGGCUCAACACUUCAGAUGAUUACAACACGGAGGAAAGCUAUCCGGCAAGAGACUACCUGGCAGCUACCAUGCAGUUCAUCCCUGGACACUUCUCCUGUGACGUUGUGUCGAGCACAAUUAUCCACAUUCACCCUCGCCUCAAGAUUGGACCAAACAUGGGGGUAUCCAGGGCGAUUCAGGCCCUGCGCUCUGUGCUGAACUCUUUCUGUGUCGUCAACCGAAAGAACAUGUUUGUGUACCAGGAGCGGACGACUAAAUCAGUCUUCUACCUCAGACUUUGUGAAACAUCACUAACAGGGAAAUACUCCGAUGUGGAUGGAAACCUCCACGUGGCUCGCUCCAUUGGACUUGCCAGGAGUCAAGAGCCUUUAUAUUCUGAGGAUCUGAUGGGCUCUCGGUCUUCUCUUGACGGCUCUCGACCGGUGGGACAAGUAGACAAGCACAUCCUGCUCCUCGUGCAUGGAGUAGGAAAUGCAGGUCCUGAGAUCACAGACGAGCUGGUGAAGGUGCUGCGCAAACGUUUGGAUGAGACAACCUUGGACAUCAUCACUGUCAUGCUUGUGAGGAACUGCAAGCUGACACCGGCUGAUGUGGAGUUCAUCCAGCCCUCUGGAUCCCAAGCCACUGAGGUGAUGCACUUCAGUCUACCCCAGUACUGUCGUCCAUGGCUGCCCGCUGUGGCUCACUACCUCAGACAGAAUCUCCUCAUCUUCCUGCAUGUACCGAAGUACACCGACAGCAACACAGCACAUCACUUCAAGCACUACUUUCGUUUGAGCAGUGACUUGGCUGAGGGUGAUAUCUUCCUCUACAAUAAGCCUGGAGGCCAAGGGACAGGUGGCAAAGGUAUUGCCUGCAUAGCGCUCUCCUUUGUGGACGCCCAUGGUCAGUCCCUUCAGGUCCCUCCAGCACAGGAAUUUGCCGCUCUGCAGAGAUCAGAUAGCUGCACUAUCUCCCUCCAUCCAGAGCAUUUUGAUGAGCUGACCACUGUUGGUAAAGUGUUCUCCAUCAGCGACGGUCCAGGCACAGACACACAGCUGUACGUACGGUUUGACAUCUGGGAACAAGGAAACGUCAGCCCCUUACAGCUAAGUGAUAAACUACAGGGGGCGCUCCGUCACGCUCUCUGUGACGCUGUCAUGGAACUGAGAGUCCUGCCAAAUCCUCUUUGUCUAGGAGUGUCCUGCCCAGCAACUAAAGCUCAGAAGGAAGAGGCUAAAGGACUUUUAAUUUCUUUGCCUGAAGUGAAAGAAGUGAAGGACAGCCCAAGGCAACGCAGUGGUUCACGGGUCUUUAAAACAAGCCCCUCUCCCAUCACCUUACCCCAAGUUGUAGGGAGCACCCCGAUGCCAGGGACCAGCACCCCUGAGUCCACCACACCCACCAGCAAGAGCACCCGCCGGAGCUUCUGGGAUAUACUGAGUAAGCCUGACUCAUCAGAGCUUGGAAGCCCAAAGACAACUGAUGACAUCGUGCAGGAGAAAGGAGAAGAGGGCCGGGCAGCAAGACGAAGACACAAGACGGAGAAUGUGAAGCAGCAGUGGAGCCAGGAGAAGGCGAUGGCUGUGGAGCACGAGCAGGCCCAGAGGCGGCACGUCUCUCAGCUGGAGGAAGGAGAUACAGGCACUCUACAUCCCAUGUACCAGCUCACCUGCCAACCAUGGAUCACUUUCAUGGCUAAACUUGGCUGCCCCUCCAUUCAGCAGUGCACGGCUGAAAUUGCUUCACACUUCCUUCUGCCGUCCGUCUUGGCGGAAAUAGUCAAUUUGGUCAGUUCUCUGGCCAGUGAUACAGCAGUGAAGGCAUUCGAGAAGAAAAGCUGCCCUCAAUCUGAGGACGUGUUUGCACCAUUCCCCCUCCUCCUGAACCUCAGCCAGCCUCCAGGCGCGACCAGGACCUUCAUCCUCAUUGGACGCAGCUUCCACCAGUGGCACUGCAGCACAGAGCAAGAAGACAGUUCAGAUGAGGAACACUCCCCAGUGCUUAAUAGGUUCACACCUCAUAAGGGCUUCCAGCGCUUCGAGGCUCUGGAGCAGAGUGAUGUGUUCAGUCCUAUCCAGGCCGGGGCAGGACUGGCUCCCCGCCAGAGGUUCCUCUACAUCAGCAUCCUGGACAAAAAGGUGACUCUAUACAGCUAUAACUGGUCCGUGGACCUCGGCGCCUCUCUGAACCGUGAGCUCAUCCGCCUCGUUAAGUGGCAAAAUGCAAGGGCUCAUGUUGUCCACUGUCUGCUCAACCAGAAGAUGGGCCUCUUCCACCAUCACUGCUUCUCUGAUGCCCCCUUUCACGAACUGGACUCCAAACAGGAUCCCAAUCCGUUCCUAAGCCCUUCCAUGGAGCCGGAUGCUUUGCUGCGUAGCACAGUUCCUCCUUUGCCCAGUAAAGAGCAGGGCAGGCUGGGCAGCUCUGGUCGAAGUCUCGCUCCACUCCACUUCCCCUCUGAGUUGCUCCCCUUUGACGAGGCUCUUAGGGACGUGUGCACCAUCAGACCCUUGAUGGACGGGGAUGUGGUGGCCCGACAUGGAUCUCAGCUCCUGGAGAUCAAGGCUGCUGAGCGUAGAGAAAUGGAGAAACAGAUGAAAAUCGAGAACCUGUUUGUGACUUGGCAGCAGAGGUCAGCACAGUCAAACAUGCCAAUUUCAGGGGCAGAUUUGGAGACCCUGAAACAGUCAUCUAGGCUAGUCCACUAUUGUGCAACCCCUCUCCUCUUUGACCCCGUCUUCCGCAAGCAGAUCCAAGAGGAACAAAUCGUUCAGCCUCCAGUAAAGAAACGGCAUUGUUCCAGUGACUCCACAGCGUCAGGACGGGACCGAAGCUACAGCACUGACUCAGGUGACAUGCUUCCCAGCCGACUGAAGGAAGAGCCCUGGCUUCUGGAAAUUUCUGGCACCUUCCUCCAGCAGUACGUCCAAUACCUGCAGAGCAUGGGCUUCAUUUUGGUUCAGGUCCGGCCUCAGUCUCCAGCUCGCAGCAUAGCCCGUGCUCGGGCUGCGAUGCUGAACUCGAUGUCAUCAGAGGGGAGAAUGUCUUUUUCUUAUGUAAAGCAGAAGAGCGAGGACAGCCCUAAGACUACGCUUUCUGCAACCACCGCAUACCACCUCCAGAGGGCGCUACCAGGGGGAAUUGUAUUGAUGGAACUGGCCUUUAAGGGGUGUUACUUCUGUGUGAAGCAGUAUGCGCUGGAGUGUUCACGCAUCCCCAUGGGACAGACGGUCAACUCUCAGGGCAGCCUCCUCACCAAACCUCGUUGCAAGCCGUUCCCCGAUGCCACCCCAGUAUCUGACUGUGCGCUCUCCAUGCUCUUCACGGAGGAGUGCGAUAAGGUGCGCGACCUGAUGCAUGUUCACUCCUUCAGCUACGACUUCCACCUGAGAGUGGUUCACCAGUACUUGGUCGGCUGCCACAUGACGCUUCGACAGGGCUACCAGCUCACCGACUUCUUGGACGACUUCAUCUCCCAUCACCCGGAUAUUCCCAAGUUUGGCCGCAAUCAUGUUUUUCAAGGGAGCUUCUCGAUCUCCACGGGGAUGAUUACAGCUCACCAGCUCUACAACUACAUCACUGACCACACCAGCACCUACGGCAUGAAGCCCCUCCGCAUGUCCAAGGGUCCAGCUACCAAUGAUAGUAAGAAAGGAACCCCAGACCUACAUGAGUAUGCACUUGUGGCUCUUUGGAACAGUUCUGGCUCUUACAAGGAUCUGGAGGGCCUCCACCACCAUGAUGACUUUGACGUGUCCAUGGUUGUGUGUCAUAAUGCCGCCCCAUUUGAGGAGCAGUCAGAUGGGGAGAGGCAUUUGCUGAGGUUGCGGUUCUAUGUAAUCAUGACCAGUCAGAGAGAGCUCUUCCCACGCCUCACUGCUGACAUGCGCCGUUUCAAGAAGCUUCCUCAGAUCCAUCGAGAGCCUGGCGAACUGGGUGGCCGGCUUCCCCCGGAUCGAGCUGAGGCCGGUGGAUCCCAUGGUGCUGAACAGGAACUUUGGGAGGAAACAUCGUCUGAAGCUGCAGCUGCCUUGGCCCCCUGUUAUAGCAAUGAGUUUUUCCCUCUGGCAGGUUGUGGGGCAGAGGCUCAGAGGCUGCUGUAUCCCUCCCCUCUGUUCCCUCUGCUCAAUAACGAGGUAGCAUCGGCCCGCAGACAGAUCCAGACCAGUGUGGAGCAGGCCAUGGGUCACUGCCGCAGGGAUAACCUGUGGAGGAGGCUGUUCCAUGGAGAGCAUCUGGCACUGGACAAACUGAAGCUGACCAAACUGUCAUUCAGUGAGCUGGAGGAGCUGCUGGAGGCUGUGCAGAGCCGCUCGGUGGGGGAGAUCGACCCACAACUGGACUGUUUCCUGACCAUGAGUCCAGCUUGGUACCAGAGUCUGAUCAAAGUUCUUCUCAACCGCUUCCCUCAGAGCUGCAGACACUUUGACGACAACGGCAUUCAAUAUCUGGCUGUCCUGAACCAGAAGUUCACAGACUGCUUUGUUUUGGUCUUUCUGGACAGCCAAGCUGGAAAAACAAGUCUUAAGGUUGUGUUUCGUGAGCCGCUGCCGUCGCAGCAGCAACCCAGCAGCAGUCCUCCUCCUCAGCUGGUGUCAAUGUACCAUCACCUGGAGUCCGUCAUCAACACAGCCUGCUAUAACCUCUGGACAGGACUGUUAUAGAGCGGGUCACAGCUGGACUCGGCACACUUCAUAGCCAUGUGACUGUAGCAUGGAAACAAGUCAGCAGUCGAGGUAACCACAGGACAACAAGACGCUUGAAGGAGUUUGUGAAGAGGUAAUACUUUGACCAGUCUGACAGAGCAAAGCUUCAUCUCAAACAGGGAUGUUACUGUGCAUUGGAUGUGUAUAAUAGACUCUCAGAAGAUAAAUACCCACCUAAAAGGAAAACUGGUCAGCUCUCAGUAUUUAGUCCUCCGUUGUUCCCAGCCUGUUGCUUCUCUCUUGGAGUUAGUGAUCUGUUAGCCUAAACAGACGCUACACGUUUAAUUGUGUUGUUUGGGAUAUUUGAAAAUAUUCCAGUAUCACUAGUGACAAUCACACACUGAUCUGCCUUUCAAUUAUCCAGUAAGAUUCAGUAAUCCUGACUAUGCAGCCGCAGCAUGAACAGUACAAAGUGAAAAUACUUCUCACAAUGUAGCUGCUUGUCAGUGUACACCGAGUAAAAGAUGGAUACAUCACAAGUAUGUUUCUGUCAAUACAAGUGGUUUUUCUCUGUGGUGAAAUAUGGGGGGGGGGGGGGGAAAGCUCCUCUCUCACCACGCGUUAUAAUCAGCCUCUGUAGAUGAGUGGACCAGCCACCAUUUAGAGGUCGCCCUAACUUUGACACAGAACCCCUGCUCUGUUAGAUACAUCGCCUUUAAAAGCUAGAACUGGAAGAUGCAAACUGUACUGUGUCUCCUCUGCAGCUAGAGGCAGCAGAGUCAAACGCUUUGGCCAUAACAUGUGAAACUUUCCCAGUAAUACAAAAAGAAUCUCACCAACAUUUAAUCCAGUACAUCCCUGAACGUCUGUUAACCUACAGACCCUGCACACACUGGGUUCAGAAUAAGUGAAGGAAAACCAAACCGGGUUAAAAGGUUAUUUUAUUUUAUCCCACUUAACGACUGAAUUUUAAAGUGCUCAGCGUUGCUAUUUGCUAAAGUCAAAGGCGCACUACUUCUUUACAAUUUACUGUCAGGAGCAUGUUAUGCACAUCAAAAGGUGAACCUGCAUUCACAACACGUUGACACUCUGCUUGUCUCACACACUGGCCUGCAGCAGUGCACCUUAUACCCAGCUACCUCCUCACACCUCUGUGGUACCUGAAGGAGCUCCUUUGGAUUCACGCUAACUUUGGCAUCGGUCUGUUUUUAGCAUCCGAACAGUGGAUUCAGUCCCUCGUGGUAAUGUGUGGUUUUACCAGUCGAGUGGACAGACCAGUAUUUUGUUUUCCACAUUAAGGCUUCAAAGUAUUUCUGCAGUGUUCUUUCUUCAUUAAUAUGUCGAAGUGAUCUUGAAGUGUGUGCCUUCUCAAAACAUUGAGCUCCUAAUGAAGAGGAGAGAAGAGAGAGAGAGACAGAGAGAGAGAGAGGGGGUGUCAGUGUGCACAGUGCUUAGACUUUAAUGCUAAAUUUCAGUGUCAAAACGUGUUACUCACUUCAACCCAACUGCCGUAUCAGACGCCCUGAAGUGCCUUUCCCUGUUUAUUUUUUUUUUCUUCUUAAUAUUUUCCAAACGUAUGACGGGAUUCUGUUGUUGUUCCGUUAGCUCUGCAUAGAUGAUCUGUUAAAACACUCAUCCCUGAUGUGUUGCAGUGAAAGUGCCUGACUCCGUUUAGGGAAUAUCAAAGUAAUUGACUUUUUAUGAGAACAAAAAGGUUUUGAUGAUUUACAUAAUAUAACACGACUUGUAAUCAGAGCUGAGUGUUUCCACAAUGAUGAGCUCUGCGUGUGUUGUGAAACGAUGUGGCUGAUAAUCAGAGCUCAUGAGUGUGUGCUGCCAGCCUGAUACAAACAUGAAGGCUUCAUGACCAUUACAACCUCCACUAAUGUCUUCACUAGACACUCGUAGAUUUCUACACAUUUUCAAUGGAAGGAUACCGAAUGUGUUUGAAUUGAAGGAAAACGAACGACGUGCUGAGCAAACUGCUCAAAGCAUUCAGUCUGAAUGUGACACACUGGAGAUCACGCAAACUGUGAACUGCAAUAAAGAAGCCCUCGGCAUUUUCAUUCUGUAAUAUAGUCAUUGCACUGUUGUUGUUAAAUGUAUAAUAUGUAUAUACAGAACAAUUUAUACAGUAUGUCAAAUGCUCAAUAAAGCCCUGGGAUGAAUGAAAA
Labrus mixtus (cuckoo wrasse) is the source of this 13437-nucleotide messenger RNA. It is a transcript of the gene szt2, whose product is annotated as SZT2 subunit of KICSTOR complex. The record is from RefSeq and is a predicted model, not a curated record. The transcript is spliced from 74 exons. Gene Ontology annotation, cellular component: peroxisome. Lineage: Eukaryota; Metazoa; Chordata; Actinopteri; Labriformes; Labridae. The coding region runs from base 140 to 11281 and encodes 3713 amino acids.